GCAAUUUUUUCUCAUUUCACUUAUUCUAAACACCAUUCACGAUGCCUCUGCCCUGCUACGCCUCCUUGCCGUUCACCAUCACAGCCGCUGGUUACGUUGACUGUUGCCGACAACCCUUCGUUCACUUGGCCUGCCAUCAGUGUAUGCAAUGAAACACUUUUGGUCAUACCUCAAACCCUAACUUCAUCGAGCCAUUCACCAUUCACAAAACCCUUCUGCUUUCGUUCAUCUGUUUAUUCGAACACAGUCAGAACUUGACCGUGUCUCAAAACCCUCAGUUUAUCCAUACCCUCGUGUUGAUGGUGUUGAUUAUGAUUACGUUUGUUGUUUCUCUUGGUCCCUGAAGCACAAGUUUGUGUGUAAGGAAACGAAAUAAAGGCGUGUGGAUGAGAUAUUGAAAAAAGAGCUACAUGGUGCCAUUUGAUUUCAUCAAGAGUAAUGGAGGAAAUGCCGUAGAAUGGAGGCAGAAGAAACCUUAUAAAAUUGUUGCAGAGGUUGUUACUGUCACAGGAGGUUAUAAGCAAGAGCCCUAAAACUCCGAGAAAGAAUGACCUUCCGAUGGUAUUGAAUCCAAUGUUGCUCAAAGAGAUGGGAAUGCCAUUCAGUCCCUCGCCUUAUGUAACUCAGAAGGGUGAAGAGAGGUGAUAUCCGGGCCAUACUGAAAUCAAAACAAGGAAUGGGGAAGAAUCCAGUGUAUCAAAAACGUUGGGCACAGAGGACACGAAUACUACUAUGUCUGGUAAUGAAAGAUGUUCGUGAAAAAUGGCAAGAAGGUACACCAUGGACCAGCUUAUUUGCAAAUAACAGACAACGUAACAGAUGUGGAGAAGUACCUGCCUUUGAGUUAACUGGUAAAGGUGCUAAGAUGAGUAUUGAGGACAUGGAAGAUCAGUUAGGGCAAUAAAACAACUGCUUGAUAGGGUAUUUUGUUGGGAAACACCCAGGUGUUACUGCUCUGAAUAACCAUGUUAGAUCAUGGAAUGUGAAACUUGAAAUUAUUCAUCAUGAGAGCGGGUGGAUAGUCUUCAAGUUCUGUAGUGAGAUUGACGUUAGUCAGGUUCUUCAAAAUGGGCCAUACAUGGUUUAUUGAAGGGCGUUGCUGCUUAAGAAGAUGCCUAGGCUAUUUAGGUUUGGCAAGAAGGAAAUGAGCAUUUUGCCACUUUGGGUGCAAUUACGGAACCUACCUCUUGAAUUCUGGAAUCCUACUGCUCUUGGUAAGAUCUGUUCUGAAAUUGGUGGGCCACAAUAUAUGGACAAGCUUACCACAAACAAGGAAAGGAUAACAUAUGCUAGGAUUAUGGUAGAAGUUGAUGUGGCAAAAGAGGUUCAGAAAUGUGUCACUGUUUGGCUUCCAAAUGGUGAAUCUUUCGAACAAGAAGUGGUUUAUGAGAACUUAGCAAGAUACUGUAAAAGCUGUAGGAUGGUGGGGCAUUCAGAGGGGUUUUGUAAACCAAAGGCAACAAAUACAGCUAAGAAUGCUAAGGAAUGGAGAGCUAAAUCCCAGAACACCUCUGUGAAUACAGUUAUUGUAACGAAUCUAGAACCUUUGAUAGAAUAUCCAAGCACUGAAGAGAAUGAAGUGGGCUUGACAUCUGAAGAUGGUGGAAACCAAGAAGGAGGAAAGGGUGAUGAAAAUUCAAAUGACAGAGGUAGAAAUGAGAUGCUGAACUUUGAAGCACGGAGAGAGGAUUUGGAAGCUGCUGACACUGAAAUAAAUCUGGUGCAUCUGAAUGCUUUACAGAAUACCAAGGAAGUGGAUUUGCAAAUGGAUCAUGCAGAGAAGGAGAUGGUAUGUGCUCUGCCUUGUGCUCCUCUUAAUUUAAAAGACAGAAAAAUUUCAGAUUCUGGUAGGGAUAAAAAUAAAAAUGUUGCUGUAUCUAACACUGAAAAUAAGGGAGGAGGUAAGGGAGAGGUAAGUAACAAGGAUGUGGAAAAGUAUAGCUCAGAAUCCCAAUAUUCAGUGCAGGGGCAGGAAUGAUGGAUUCAUCACAGUAAAGAAAAAGAAUAAAGCAACAGAGGGUAAACAGGGAGCUGAUCCCUACGGCUGCUCAUGAAGAUGGCAUGUUGGAACAUCAGAGGCUUUAAUAAGCCUCUGAAACAUAAUGGAGUUAUGGACUUCAUUCGAAAGAAUAACAUAGAUGUAAUGGGUCUAUUAGAAACUAAACUUACAGUUGAAACCCUUGAAAAUAUGAUGAAGAGGAAACUUUGGAAAUGGGAUCAAAUAAAUUACUUUAGUUAUCAUGAUGCUGGUCGAAUUAUGGUGAUAUGGAAUUCUCAGAAGACACAUCUCCAAGUUAUUGAGAGUAGUGCUCAGACUUGCAGGGGUCAUAUAGAAGCAGAGAAUCAAUUAAGGCAGUGGCUGGUAGAUGACCAUAUAUCAUGUUCGAAAGCCUAUCACUUCUGGAGACAAAAAGGAAGUAAUGUGCCUUGGUAUAAUGUGAUUUGGAAGAAUGGUUGUGCUCCUAAGCACUCCUUCAUUCUUUGGCUAUGUGCAAAGGAAGUACAGCUGAAAUAUGGAAACACUUGAGGAGUUGGUUGGGCCUCACAAGAUCUCCAACAACUCUAAAGGCUGCUCUUAAAUGGUUGCACAAGGAAGCAAGGGGUACGGGUGGUCAGACAGUGGCCAAGAAAGUUUUUUUGGCUGCUACAGUGUAUUAUUUAUGGCACUUUAGGAAUAAGAGGAAAUUUGAAGGGAAAAGCACCCCCCCAGAAGCUAUAAUAAGAGUGAUUAAAAAAUCAUACAUACAGAACCAUGUUUGACAAAUUCCCAAUGUUUGUUAAAAUGUGGGAACCGAGUGGAUUGGGUUAAUUCUUGAAGGUUUGGUGAGGCUUGCAGAUGUUUUAAUGGUGAUGAUGAUGCUGUUUGAUUUUGAAGCUCCCUGGUGCAGCUCUGAAGUUAUAGUGAUGCUUUUGUUGGUGCAGUUUGUCUUAUAGCUUAUCAUUUGAAGAUGUUUUAGAAUUUGUGCUCUGAAUGACAGUUUGGUCUUCUCUGAAUUUCCUGAAGUCAGUUGUGUGUCCUGUUUAUGACUCCCUUGCUGUGCUGUGGUCUGAACUUUGAAGCAGAGUGUCUUAGAAGGGCAGUGUGUUUUCCUGUGUUUCUGAAGAUCCCUGAUACAGUUCUGAAGUUACAGUGAGUGUUUUGAUUCUGUUUGGGGAGUUGUUUUUAUAAAUGCUGCAGCAUCACAUGGUUCAGGUGGCCUUUAUGCUUCUCAUUUGAAGCUGUGAAGUUGCUGUUUUGGUUUUUGAUAAUGGGUUUGAGUGCUUGGAGCUGGUAUGAUUUCUGUUUCUGUUCUGGAGCUGAUUCAUUUUCUGACUCAGUGUUGACUCUUGCAAUGCGGUGGUUUGAGUUUGGAAGGUUUCAUGUUUCUUCAAAGUGUGAAUUGAUGCUUCUUAGUCAGAUUUUGCUGCCAAAGCUGGUCUUCAGUUUUGUUGUUGAUUGCGGUACAAAAUAUUUAAAUUAUAUGUUUGCUGGUUCCUUGAUGGUUUCCCUCUGGUGCUGGGUUUUGAAGCUGGUUCAUUUUAUGAGCUUGAAGUGUUGAUUUUCAGACAUUGUUGUGUUAGGAUUCUGGCUUGCAGUUGAGCUCGAGGCUGAGAGUUUUCAGAUUUUAGUGUUCCGGAGGUGCAGUUGGAGCUGAUAACUGCUGCAGCAUUUGAUGGUGCAGUUUUGUUUCGUUUUUCUCAAUUUGAGCUGCUGCAUCUCAGCUGAUGAGUUAUGAUUCUGGGUCUGGCUUAUAGUUUCUCAUUUGAAGUUAUAAGAUUCUGUUUUGGUUCCCAACGCGGUUUUCUCUCCGGUGGAGGCUUGAGACUCUUUGAAGAUUGGUGCUGGUUUAUGCUUGAGAUUCUCUGAAGUAUGACCUGGUUCUUUUCAUCAUGGGUUUCUAUCCGGUGGAGACUUGAUUUUAUUUUUAAGGUUCACAGCUUUCAGUGCCUUGCUGAGUUAAUUUGUUUUUAAUGUUUUAUUCUGCUUUAUUUAGCUUUGAUGGCUUUAUGCCCUGGGGAUGCCCAGGUUGAUUGUAUUGCAUUUUUGUUGAUUGGGAGAUUAAGUCUCCCUCCUCUCGGGUAUGCCUAGAGUUUCUGUACAUAUCCACUUUGGUCAAAAUAAUUUAUCCAUCACCACA
Malania oleifera is the source of this 4118-nucleotide messenger RNA. RefSeq lists its product as uncharacterized. The transcript has 3 exons. The record is from RefSeq and is a predicted model, not a curated record. Bases 1112 to 1978 code for a protein of 288 amino acids. NCBI's taxonomy places the organism in Eukaryota, Viridiplantae, Streptophyta, Magnoliopsida, Santalales, Ximeniaceae.